AAUCGAAAUAUGACUUAAAAGUAAAUAAAUAUUUUCUGUUAUAAUGUCUAAAGAAAGCAGUAAUUCAAGAGAUUCAAAGAGUCGGGAAAAGCCUAAAAGUUCAAUAAACCAGAAUUUAGAUAAACAAAAACGUCUGUCAAAUAGGAUUAAAAGUUCGGAUAAUAACAAAUCAGUUGAAUUACCCGCUAGUGAUAGAGAUUUACUCAACCAAAAAGGUUAUACAAUCGGUAAACAGCUAAAUAGCGGCACAUUUUCUAAGGUAUGCAAAGCCAAUAAAGACAAGAAACCGAUGGCCGUAAAGAUCAUAGACUUGACUAACACAUCCACUGAUUAUAAGAAUAAAUUUCUUCCUCGAGAGUUAUACGUAACUAAGAAAUUGUCGCAUCCAUUCAUUAUUCAAGUUUACGACAUCUAUUACAUCGCUAAGAGAGUCUAUGUGUUCAUGGAAUUGGCAGAAGGAGGAGAUAUUCUUGAUUUGGUUAAGAAGGGGGGUAUCAUUGAAACUAAGGCUAAAUCACUAUAUAAAGGAUUGGCCGAAGCCAUGAAAUAUAUUCACACUUUGGGUAUCGCUCACAGAGAUAUCAAAACUGAAAAUUGUUUGUUAAUCGAUAAAAUGAAAUCUGUGGCCAAAAUAUGUGAUUUCGGGUUUUCUCGGGCCUGCUUUGACCACAACACCGGCGAAAGACAACUCAGCGAAACAUAUUGUGGAAGUGUUGCCUACGCGGCGCCCGAAAUAUUAAAAGUCAGACCUUAUAAUCCAAUGAUCAGCGAUGUCUGGUCUAUGGGUGUCGUACUCUUCGUUAUGACCAACAGAAGAAUGCCAUUUAAUGACGAAAAUCCAAAGUUAAUGCUUAGUUCACAAUUGGAAAAGAAAUAUCUAUUGAGUGAUUCGCUUUCAGAUGAUUGUAAAGAACUGAUCCGAAGACAUCUCGACCCCAAUACUGCCACCAGAAUUACAAUGAAGGAUGUGGUGAAUCACAAUUGGUUUAAACAAUAAUUUAUUU
Messenger RNA from Oppia nitens, 1004 nucleotides. RefSeq names its product testis-specific serine/threonine-protein kinase 3-like. Lineage: Eukaryota; Metazoa; Arthropoda; Arachnida; Sarcoptiformes; Oppiidae. Bases 44 to 997 code for a protein of 317 amino acids. Gene Ontology annotation, cellular component: cytoplasm. The record is from RefSeq and is a predicted model, not a curated record. Gene Ontology annotation, biological process: protein phosphorylation; intracellular signal transduction; microtubule cytoskeleton organization. The transcript has a single exon. Gene Ontology annotation, molecular function: ATP binding; protein serine/threonine kinase activity; tau-protein kinase activity.